Messenger RNA from Ananas comosus (pineapple), 4390 nucleotides. RefSeq names its product ATP-dependent DNA helicase Q-like 4A. Gene Ontology annotation, biological process: double-strand break repair via homologous recombination; DNA replication. The coding region runs from base 313 to 4005 and encodes 1230 amino acids. The transcript has 26 exons. Lineage: Eukaryota; Viridiplantae; Streptophyta; Magnoliopsida; Poales; Bromeliaceae. Gene Ontology annotation, cellular component: cytoplasm; nucleus; chromosome. Gene Ontology annotation, molecular function: 3'-5' DNA helicase activity; ATP binding; four-way junction helicase activity. The record is from RefSeq and is a predicted model, not a curated record.
UUCAAUUUUAAUUCCAAAAUUAAUUGCAUAAUAAUAAUAAUCCCGCGCUCAUUCGAAGUGGAAAAGAGAAAAGAGCGAGUCGAAACCCAUUUUUUCCCGCCUCUUCGAUCCUCUCCGUGGGGGCGAUCGAUCCCCAAUCCCCCGUCUCUCCCCUCUCAGAUUCCGCGCCUCGAUCGAUCGCUUCGUCCCCGAUCCCUUCCGCAUUGCGGCGAUGUGAAAAUCGUAAGGUCUUUCUGCCGUAUCCUUGCUAGUCCUUGCUAGUAAGUUAUUUCUGGCAAGUAAUAUUUGAAGCCUGUGAAUUUGUCAACAGUGAUGACUAACGAAGUAUUAUCAAUCAGAAGCAAGUUAAAUUUGGGAUCUUCUUGUGGUACUAAACUUCCUAAGACCAACUGGCAGCAUCACGCAGCUGCUUUCGAAGAUUUAUCUUGUCAAGGAAAAUAUUUGAGUUCGGGCUUUCUGUUCUCCUUACCAUCUCAGAAACCUUGUGCAGAAGAAAGGGCUGAAGGAGUGAGUUCAACAAGACAUGUUGCUUGUAAAAUUCAAGGACCUGAAAGACUGCAAGAUGCACAAAUUCCAAAGGCUUGGCAUGCUCUCUGCAAUACUCAUGCGGCAGGUAAGAAUUAUUUAAGGCCUGGAUUAACUGCUCCUCUCCAGCGGAACCACAGUGCAGAUAAUGCUCAGAUUCAUCUUGGAAGUUUGCCUGAUAAUUGCGGAAAUUCUAACAAUCUCCCAAGAUCAGGAGUUUUUUGUCGAGAACAGCAUUUGACGACAAAUAAUGACACCAAUACAAAGGUUUAUUUAGGUUCAAACAUGAUGCAACCAGCUCCCAUUAGAACAUCAACUACGGGCAACUCUUUUAUUAUUGGUAAUGAAAACCAUCAGGUUAAUGACGAUGCAUUAGUUCAUGAUAAUUUUCAAGAUGCCAUGGAUGAUGAUGCGAUUUUAGAGAAUAUUGAUGUUGACCAAAUAGUCAUGGAACAUUAUCAAGCCACUUGCACACCAGAAGGAUCAGUGUCUAAAGGUUGUAGAAAUACACCUUUUACUCCAGUUGAUCAUAGAAGUAAUAUCAUGCUUCAUGAAGAAGACAAUUUGCCUGCGGAACUAUGUGAAAUAUGUGUUCAUGGCUUGAAGCUGGCUUUUUGUUCAGAGGCUGCAGCUCAUUUACAAGAGCUGAAGGAUCGGUUAAUUGCUGUAUCGAAUGAACUUCUGGAUAAUGCUGCUGAUCUUAGCCCUCAACAUUCUGAAAAUCUUCGUCAAGAGCGGUUGCAACUAAAUAAGAAGAUUCAGCAACUUGAGAAAUAUAUGCAAAGGUCCACACAGGAUGAUGAAAGACAAAGAUCACAUUCAAUGGCCUCGACAACUGCCACACAGGGACUCCAACCAAUGACCCCAGUUAGCACUUUCACAACAAGCACUUAUGCUGUGGAUCCUGAUAGAAUUAGAUCCAAUGUUCAUAUAGGAAGUGAGUCAGGAUAUGGUGGGACUUGGAACUCGCCUAUGCCAUUUUCGUAUACAGAUAAUUUAGGUGUUCCAUCAGCUCCUGUAGAAAGAGAAGUAUUCACUCCAAAGCUCAUCGAUGUUAAGUACAUAGAAGGAUCAAGUGACAAAAGGUGGAAGAGUAUGGAUUUUCCAUGGACCAAGAAACUCGAGGCUAAUAACAGGAAAGUGUUUGGUAACCACUCCUUUCGCCCCAAUCAAAGAGAGGUGAUUAAUGCAACAAUGAGUGGAUAUGAUGUUUUUGUUUUGAUGCCUACUGGUGGUGGAAAGAGCCUGACAUACCAGCUUCCUGCUUUAAUAAGUCCAGGAAUUACAUUAGUGAUUUCUCCUCUCGUCUCACUUAUCCAGGAUCAGAUCAUGCAUUUAUUGCAGGCAAAUAUUCCUGCUGCUUAUCUAAGUGCCAAUAUGGAGUGGGCUGAACAGCAGGAGAUAUUUAGAGAGCUAACGUCUAGUCUGUGUAAAUAUAAACUAUUGUAUGUCACUCCUGAAAAAGUUGCCAAGAGUGAUGCUUUGUUGAGACAAUUGGAAUCUUUGCAUUCACGGGGAUCGCUUGCUAGAAUUGUCAUUGAUGAAGCUCAUUGUGUCAGCCAGUGGGGCCAUGAUUUUAGGCCAGAUUACCAGGGGCUGGGUAUUUUGAAACAAAAGUUCCCGAGUACUCCAGUUUUGGCUCUAACUGCUACAGCAACAGCUAGUGUGAAGGCAGAUGUUGUGCAAGCUCUUGGACUUGUAAAUUGCAUUAUUUUCAGGCAGAGCUUUAAUCGCCCAAAUUUAUGGUAUUCUGUUAUGCCCAAGACAAAAAAGUGUCUCGAAGACAUUGACAAGUUUAUCAAGGAAAAUCAUUUUGAUGAAUGCGGUAUUAUAUAUUGCCUUUCGAGGAUGGACUGUGAAAAAGUUGCUGAGAAACUACAGGAAUAUGGACACAAAGCAUCAUUUUACCAUGGUAGUAUGGAUCCUGCUCAGCGAGCUUUUGUUCAGAAGCAAUGGAGCAAAGAUGAGAUCAAUAUAAUCUGUGCAACAGUUGCUUUUGGAAUGGGUAUAAACAAGCCUGAUGUCCGGUUUGUCAUUCAUCAUUCGCUUCCGAAAUCUAUUGAGGGUUAUCAUCAGGAGUGUGGGCGUGCUGGUAGAGAUGGUCAACGUUCAUCAUGCGUUCUAUAUUACAACUAUAGUGAUUAUAUUCGUGUCAAAUAUAUGCUUAGUCAAGGAGUUGUAGAGCAAAGCCCUCUCACUUCUGGAUCAAGAGGUGCCUUUUCUGCCAGCAGCGAUCGGGUGUUUGAGACGAAUAUUGAGAAUCUCUUGCGCAUGGUUAGUUAUUGUGAAAAUGAGGUGGACUGCAGACGUUUAUUACAACUGGUCCAUUUUGGUGAAAAAUUUGAUCCUGCAAACUGCCGGAAGACCUGUGAUAAUUGUUCAAAAAUGGUUAGCUGCACUGAGAAAGAUGUCACUGAUAUUGCAAGGCAGCUGGUUGAGCUAGUGUUAUUGACAGGCCAGCACUACUCAACAUCUCACAUUCUGGAAGUAUACAGGGGUUCGAUGAGCCAAAUUGUCAAGAAACACAGACAUGAUGCCCUUAGUCUUCAUGGAGCUGGAAAGCAUCUAGCCAAAGGCGAGGCUUCGAGAAUAAUACGCCAUCUAGUUAUUGAUGAUAUUCUUGUGGAGGACAUCAAGAAAAGCGACAUUUAUGGAUCUGUAUCUUCGGUCUUAAAGGUAAAUCAAACUAAAGUUCAAAGACUUCGAUCGGGAAAUCAAGCCAUCAUUAUGAGGUUCCCUGCUCCUACAAAGGCAUCAAGAACUAGCAAAUCUGAUAUUACGCCAGCAAAGGGUUCAUUACUUCCAGAAAUGGCAUGUCCCCAACAAAGUGACACGAAUGGCCAAGCACAAAAUGAAAUAGACCUGAAUCUAUCAGCUAAACUAUAUGCUGCUUUACGCAUGCUUCGAACUGUGCUUGUCAAAGAAGCUGGUGAGGGUGUUAUGGCUUAUCACAUAUUUGGAAAUGCAACACUGCAGCAGAUUAGCAAAAAAAUUCCAAGAACCAAAGAAGAGCUUCUUGAGAUAAGCGGCAUUGGCAAAGCAAAAGUAAAUAAGUAUGGAGAUCGCGUGAUUGAAACCAUAGAGUCUACCAUUAAAGAGCACCAAAAGGCAAACAAGAACAACAGUAGCAGCGGCAGCAGCAACGAGAAUGCCGAGGCAAUGAAAAGGAGAAGACAAUCAAAAACCAUCAAUUCAGAUAACAAUGAUGACGAUUUUGCCGAAAGCACAGUUCAAUCCAAAAAGCGCGCAACAAAGAUAAAGAAUGCCGAGAAGGGUGUCUCGGAUUCUAUUGGCAUAUCAAACUACGAUGAUCGAUGCAUCGAUAUCGAUUUGGAUGGCUACGACUCGACAAAUGAUGAAUCGAAUCAGAACCUUCAGAAGAAUCCUUCUGGUAGGGUUUUGCCUCGGUGGUCAAAGCCGGGAAUCAAGGGCAAUAGCCCUAUCGGUAACUUAUUUGAGGAAUAUGCAUUCAAGAAGUAGUUGAAAGUACAAGAAAGUGCUGAUCUAGUAUUUUCCGGUGGAUUCACAUUUUAGCUGGAAAGUGUUUCUGUCCAAUUUAAAGCUACCACCGGAAGAGAGAUAUGAAGAAAAAAGAGAUACGCGAAGUAACUUUUUUCUUCUUUUUGUUCACUUUUUUUGCCCUAGCUUUGCUUGUACUACUUUCGAUAGAAAUAGGAAUUUAAGUCGGAUAAAACUUUACAUGAUGAGGAUUGAUCACUCAGGAAAAAGGAAUUGUAUAUAUAUAGUUCUUGUAAUAUUUCUUGGAAUGUAAUCAAAGAUAUAUACAAUUUUUGUAGUGCUUGAAAAAAAAAGGGGUUAAAAUUUAGCUCCACCAUAGUAAAAGACGGGAAGGAAAAGAUACGCA